Molecule: messenger RNA, 636 nt
Organism: Penicillium taxi
Lineage: Eukaryota; Fungi; Ascomycota; Eurotiomycetes; Eurotiales; Aspergillaceae
Product: U6 snRNA-associated Sm-like protein LSm1
Exons: 4
Coding region: 1-636 (211 amino acids)
Biological process (GO): deadenylation-dependent decapping of nuclear-transcribed mRNA
Cellular component (GO): Lsm1-7-Pat1 complex; P-body
Molecular function (GO): RNA cap binding
Source: RefSeq, a predicted model, not a curated record
AUGGAGCAAUCCCAAACCGACGGACCGUCGUAUGAGCGACGACAGCAGGCUCGUCGGGAGGCCCGUGGUGCUGGGAAUGAUCAUCAGCAGCCCCAGCAGCAGGACCGAGCUGCUGGGUAUGACCGCCAGCAGCCCCAACAGCAUGAUCGCCAGCACGACCGCCAGCAUCCUCAGCACGAUCGCCAGCAGUCCCAGGUACUUGGUCCAUUGAGUGGACCACCGCAACUUCCACCCCAGAUGUUCACAACAGCCGCACAGCUGUUGGACAUGACAGAUAAGAAACUUCUCCUUGUCAUGCGCGAUGGACGGAAAUUUUUCGGUGUCUUGCGAAGCUGGGAUCAAUUCGCAAACCUUGUGUUCCAGGAUACUAUCGAACGAAUUUAUGCCGGGAAGCUCUUCGCCGAUAAACACGUUGGUCUCUUCCUCGUGCGAGGUGAGAACGUGGUUUUGUUAGGCGAAAUUGAUCUUGAUCGAGAGGACGAUAUUCCCGCUGGAUGGGCACAAGCACCAUACGAAGAAGUUCUUGCGCUUAAGAAUGAGGAGGACAUUCGACGGAAGAAGGAAGAUAAAAUAAGAGCUGCUGCGCUCCGUUCUCUCGGAUUUGAGCCCGAGCACAGCGGUGAGAUCUUGUUUUAG